UUUCCACCGCAGGGACACACGCCAUUUCCGGCCGGCAGGGUGAGGGAAUGACGUGGCAGGUGAGCCCAGGCACGGCUUCGGGAGCCGGGACGCCGGGAGCUGUCAGGUGGCCUUCGGGCAGCCCCAAGGGGAAAGGGUAGCGCCACUACGCUCCCGCGGCGGCCAGCCCGGAGCCGGAAGUGCCACGUGUACGGACUGCGCCUGCGCGGCCGGCGGCUGACAGACACUUCCGGCCAGGGCCUCCCUCGGCUCCCGGUUUGGCUGCCGCCCGCCCGAUUCCCAAGCCCCGACUCAAGGUCCGAGCCGUGGCCGCCAGCGGGCUGGGGACAGUGAGGCGCCAUGUCCUGGCCUUGAUGCGCCGACCCUGAGUCCUAAGUCGUGAGCCUCCUCCUUUCACUUUGAGAAAUCGCCUUUCGGCUCUGGUAGAGCCCGACCAGCCCCUUCCCAUCUUCGAGAACCGCCUGCCGUCAUGUUCCAGUCCGGGAUGCCUGCCUCCGGCGCUCCGCCAACUGGCCUCCAGGCACAGAACGGGGCCGCCUCGGCCUCGGCCUCCGGGUCUCCCUACAGCAACGGUCCUGUGCAAAAUGUUAUGAUGUCUUCACAAGUGUCAGUGAGCCGAGGUUAUAACUCACAGCUUCCAGGAUCCUACCCUCAUCUAAUACCAGCAAAGACUUUGAAUCCAGUCUCUGGACAGUCUAACUAUGGUGGUUCUCAGGGAUUGGGGCUGACUUUGAAUAGACCACCUGUGGCUUCUCAUCCAGCGAUGCCCACGCUCCAUAGUGGUCCUGUUCCUCGAAUGCCGCCUCCUGGUUCUCAGAACCCAGCUGCUACACCAAUGCCUUCUGGUAGUUUUCUUCCUGGAACCAACUUGUCAGCACCCUUGAACUGGCAGUAUACCUAUCCAUCUUCAGGUUCACAGACAAACCAUUGUCCUCCUUCAUCAUCCCAACUAACUGUCUCUGGGAAUACAAAUCUAACAACAAAUCAUCAGUAUGUUUCUUCUGGGGAUCCUUCACUUCAAAACAGCCUCAUAAAGUCAUCAGGUUCUGCACCUCCCUUAAGAAAUCCACCUCUGCCUGCCAGUUUUCAACCGGGAGUUCCUCAUGCGCUCCCUCCUCCACCUAGAGGCCCCGCUCCGGUGCAGGCACCCACACCGCAGCAGUCGCCACAGGGAGCGGUGCACCAGCCUUCAUUUAAUUCAACUGGCAGUCAGGAAGGUGUUACAUCAGAUACCAAGAACGGAACAACGAUGGCCCACAAUAGUUACGAUGAGAUUGAAGGUGGUGGCUUCUUGGCAACACCACAGCUUACUAAUAAGAAUCCUAAAAUGAGCCGAAGUGUUGGAUAUUCCUAUCCCUCCUUACCACCUGGUUAUCAGAACACAACGCCACCUAAUGCAACUGGAAUCCCACCCUCUUCCUUGAAUUAUCCCAGUGGGCCACAGGCCUUUACUCAGACUCCCUUAGGUGCUAAUCAUUUAACUGCAAGUAUGAGUGGAUUAAGUCUACAUCCAGAGGGUCUAAGAGUUGUCAAUCUUCUUCAAGAAAGAAACAUGCUUCCCUCAACACCUUUGCAGCCUCCGAUUCCAAAUCUGCAUGAAGACAUCCAGAAACUCAACUGUAGCCCAGAGCUGUUCCGAUGCACGCUGACUGGUAUUCCUCAGACUCAGGCCUUACUGAAUAAAGCCAAGCUUCCUUUGGGGCUGCUGCUUCAUCCUUUCAAGGACCUAGUGCAGUUGCCUGUGGUUACCUCCAGUACAAUUGUGAGAUGCCGUUCGUGCAGGACAUACAUCAACCCAUUUGUCAGCUUUCUGGAUCACAGGAGGUGGAAGUGUAACUUAUGUUACCGAGUCAAUGAUGUUCCAGAAGAAUUCAUGUACAAUCCUUUGACCAGAGUUUAUGGAGAACCUCAUAGAAGACCUGAAGUUCAGAAUGCUACUAUUGAGUUUAUGGCUCCUUCAGAAUACAUGCUGCGGCCACCUCAGCCUCCGGUGUACCUUUUUGUAUUUGAUGUAUCUCAUAAUGCAGUUGAGACUGGAUACUUGAAUUCAGUUUGCCAGAGUCUGUUAGAUAAUCUGGACUUGCUUCCUGGCAACACUAGAACAAAAAUUGGCUUCAUAACAUUUGACAGUACAAUCCAUUUCUAUAGUCUUCAAGAAGGUCUCUCCCAGCCGCAGAUGCUAAUAGUCUCAGAUAUUGAAGAUGUUUUCAUACCUAUGCCAGAGAACUUGCUAGUUAAUUUAAAUGAAAGUAAAGAGCUUGUCCAAGACUUACUGAAGACUUUGCCGCAAAUGUUCACCAAGACACUAGAGACCCAGAGUGCCCUGGGUCCUGCACUUCAAGCUGCCUUUAAGCUGAUGUCCCCAACUGGAGGCCGAAUGUCUGUUUUCCAAACACAACUCCCAACUCUUGGGGCGGGAGCCCUGAAACCACGCGAGGAACCCAACCAAAGGUCAUCUGCUAAGGAAAUACACUUGACUCCAUCCACUGAUUUCUAUAAGAAAUUAGCCUUGGACUGUUCUGGUCAACAGGUAGCUGUUGACUUAUUCCUUCUCAGUGGACAGUAUUCUGAUUUGGCUUCUCUGGGUUGUAUUUCUCGAUAUUCAGCAGGUAGUGUGUAUUACUAUCCCUCCUACCAUCAUCAGCACAACCCAGUACAAGUACAAAAAUUCCAGAAGGAACUACAGAGAUACCUCACGCGGAAAAUUGGCUUUGAAGCCGUCAUGCGAAUUCGGUGCACCAAAGGUCUUUCCAUCCAUACUUUCCAUGGGAACUUCUUUGUUCGGUCCACAGACCUUCUGUCUUUGCCUAAUGUCAACCCAGAUGCUGGCUAUGCAGUACAGAUGUCUGUGGAAGAGAGUCUCACUGACACCCAGCUAGUUUCUUUUCAGUCAGCGCUCUUAUAUACAUCCAGCAAAGGUGAAAGAAGAAUCCGUGUGCAUACUUUGUGCUUGCCUGUGGUCUCCACCUUGAAUGAAGUCUUUCUUGGAGCUGAUGUUCAAGCAAUUGCAGGCUUGCUGGCCAAUAUGGCUGUUGACAGAUCCAUGACUGCAAGUCUGAGCGACGCUCGAGAUGCUCUGGUGAAUGCCGUCAUUGACUCGCUUUCCGCUUACCGAGCCUCGGUCCUCAGUAACCAGCAGCCCGGCCUCAUGGUUCCUUUUUCUUUGCGACUCUUCCCACUUUUUGUGCUGGCUCUCCUUAAACAGAAAUCAUUCCAGACUGGGACAAAUGCACGUCUAGAUGAACGUAUUUUUGCUAUGUGUCAAGUGAAAAGUCAGCCCUUGGUUCACCUUAUGCUUACCACGCAUCCCAGUUUGUACAGAGUCGACAAUCUCUCAGAUGAGGGCGCCCUCAACAUCAAUGACAGAACAAUACCUCAGCCCCCACUUCUUCAGCUCUCAGUGGAAAAGCUGAGCAGAGACGGGGCUUUCCUCAUGGAUGCAGGCUCGGUCCUGAUGCUUUGGAUUGGAAAAAAUUGUGCUCCGCAUUUCCUAAGCCACGUUCUAGGAGUUCAAAACUAUGCAUCAAUUCCACAGAUUAUGACAGACCUUCCAGAACUUGAUACACCAGAAUCUGCCAGAAUGAUUGCUUUCAUCUCUUGGCUUAGAGAACAGAGACCAUUUUUCCCGAUACUUUAUGUAAUAAGGGAUGAGAGUCCAAUGAAAGUAAACUUCCUUCAAAACAUGGUCGAAGACAGGACAGAAUCUGCGCUGUCCUAUUAUGAAUUCCUGUUGCAUAUACAGCAGCAAGUGAACAAGUGAAGAGAUGAAGACAUUUGAUUUAGUUACUUCUAAGGAAAGUCAGAAUAACGCAGAAUACCCGGGGAUGUGUAAUACUUCCUUUUCUAUGAGUUUGUAGACUGAUAGGAUGAUUAAGAUGUUCUCACUGUGAUUUCAACAAACUAUAGCAAAUAAAGGACCACAGCAGAGAAUCAAAAUGCAACUCUGAAAUACUGUAUUUUUCAAAUCAAAAUGUAUCUACAUAAGAUUAGAUACCUUUUUUUCCUUUGCCAGUUAUGUUUGAGUUAUUAUGGAUUGAAAUAAGAGAAGACAAUAUUGCAGAGGCAAAGUACAUUUUGUAAAAUAAAGACUUCUGUGUUCCACA
Ochotona princeps (American pika) is the source of this 4103-nucleotide messenger RNA. RefSeq names its product SEC24 homolog A, COPII coat complex component (gene SEC24A). Gene Ontology annotation, cellular component: endoplasmic reticulum exit site; COPII vesicle coat. Gene Ontology annotation, molecular function: SNARE binding; zinc ion binding. NCBI's taxonomy places the organism in Eukaryota, Metazoa, Chordata, Mammalia, Lagomorpha, Ochotonidae. The transcript has 23 exons. Gene Ontology annotation, biological process: intracellular protein transport; endoplasmic reticulum to Golgi vesicle-mediated transport; COPII-coated vesicle cargo loading. Bases 470 to 3760 code for a protein of 1096 amino acids. The record is from RefSeq and is a predicted model, not a curated record.